AUGUCCGGUCCUCCUGCGGCAGGCCCCCCGUCUACGGGAAUGAUUAACCAAGGCGAAAGUGCAGCAGACGGCAGGAAAGCCAAGCGUGAGCUAUCACAGUCUAAACGUGCAGCACAGAAUAGGGCCGCUCAGAGGGCAUUUCGCCAGCGGAAGGAAGGGCACAUAAAGAAGCUAGAACAGCAAGUCCGCGAUUAUGCUGUCAUGGAAAUCAACUACAAAGAGCUCCAGGCCGAGAACUACGCUCUAAGAGAAUACGUCAUUCACCUACAGGCACGCUUGCUAGACGCCCAGGGCGAAUACCCGCCACCUCCGGCCAGCCUCAGUCUUCCACACCCUCACAGCCUGGCGCCAGCCGCACGCGGAGGUGCCGAGACGACCCAGCCUGCAGUUCCGGCGCCCGGCGCCAACCCCCUCGAGGUAGCCGCUCAAGCUGUGGCCGGUCUUAACCGGAGCGACCAUCUUGCCGGGCGCGACCAGUAUGCCGUCGCGCGUCCAGAUGACGACGCGAGGACUGCCGAGGAAAUCACGCGACAGCUGCAGGCAGAGGGUACUCCAGACGGCUUGCCGGCAGCCCCGAUGUAG
This is a messenger RNA of Canariomyces notabilis, 582 nucleotides long. RefSeq lists its product as uncharacterized. The transcript has 2 exons. Gene Ontology annotation, cellular component: RNA polymerase II transcription regulator complex. Gene Ontology annotation, molecular function: transcription cis-regulatory region binding; DNA-binding transcription activator activity, RNA polymerase II-specific. Gene Ontology annotation, biological process: regulation of DNA-templated transcription. The record is from RefSeq and is a predicted model, not a curated record. NCBI's taxonomy places the organism in Eukaryota, Fungi, Ascomycota, Sordariomycetes, Sordariales, Chaetomiaceae. Bases 1 to 582 code for a protein of 193 amino acids.